This is a messenger RNA of Hippocampus zosterae (dwarf seahorse), 2538 nucleotides long. It is a transcript of the gene acss3, whose product is annotated as acyl-CoA synthetase short chain family member 3. Bases 168 to 2189 code for a protein of 673 amino acids. The record is from RefSeq and is a predicted model, not a curated record. Lineage: Eukaryota; Metazoa; Chordata; Actinopteri; Syngnathiformes; Syngnathidae. The transcript is spliced from 15 exons.
UUCAAAGUUCGCAUUCUCAAGGAUGCAAGUUGGAGGAGUUGGACACUCCAGGUGGCCUCUGACGUCACCGGAAGCGUUUGCGUGCGUGCGUAUUCGCGUGCGUGUUUGUGAGCGAGCGAAAAUUGUGCAAAAGUUUUCAAAAGUUUUCAGCGGAAGCAGCAGCAAGCAUGCACGCGCAAAUCUCGAAAGUGUGCACGAGGAGCAGCAGCCUUGGGAGUCGCCUGUGGGGCGUUUGCGUUUAUGGGAAAACAUCGACUUUGCAACGCGGCUGCGCGGGCGAUUCACGCCAGGCGGCGGCGGAACGCUACGGCCGAGCCUUCGCGGCGGCCCGGGACCGACCGGAGCAGUACUGGGCUGAAGUGGGUCAGGACAUACGCUGGUUCGAACCAUGGAGCAAAACUUUGCACGUGGAAGACCCGGUGUUCCCCAACUGGUUUGUGGGUGGCAAGUUAAACAUGUGUUACAACGCCGUGGAUCGUCACGUGGAAGGCGGCCGCGGCGAGCAGGCGGCCAUCAUCUACGACAGCCCCGUGACCAGCACCAAGUGUAUCAUCACCUACCGAGAACUCCAGGACCAGGUGUCACGGCUCGCCGGGGUUCUGGUGAAGAACGGGGUUGGCAAAGGCGACCUGGUGGUCAUCUACAUGCCCAUGGUGCCCCAGGCCAUGUUUGCCAUGUUGGCGUGCGCCCGCAUCGGCGCUCCGCACAGCCUGAUCUUUGGCGGCUUUGCUUCCAAAGAGCUGGCGGUGCGCAUCGAUCACGCCAAGCCCAAAAUGAUCGUGACCGCCUCGUUUGGGAUCGAGCCGAGCCGCCGGGUGGCCUACGUGCCACUGGUGGAAAAGGCCUUGGAACUCAGCUCUCACAGGCCGUCCAAAGUACUCGUCUACUGCAGAGACAACAUGGAGAAAGUGUCGGCGAGCGGCGACUCGUCUCUGGACUGGGAUGAGGAGAUGGCGGUCGCGCGGCCCCACGAUUGCGUCCCCGUCCCCUCGGACCACCCGCUCUACAUCCUGUACACGUCCGGCACCACCGGAACGCCCAAGGGUGUGGUGAGGGACACCGGUGGGUGCGCCGUGAUGCUGAAGUGGACCAUGUCCAACAUUUACGGACUUCAGCCCGGCGAAGUUUGGUGGGCGGCGUCGGACCUGGGCUGGGUGGUGGGCCACUCGUACAUCUGCUACGGCCCGCUCCUGCACGGAAACAGCAGCGUCCUCUACGAGGGCAAGCCCGUGGGGACCCCGGAUCCCGGCGCCUUCUUCCGCGUCCUCGCCGAGCACGGCGCCGCCGCCAUGUUCACCGCGCCCACUGCCGUGCGGGCCAUCCGCCAGCAGGACCCCGGAGCCCGAAGCGGGGCGGCCUACCCUCUGCCCAGGCUGCGCGCCGUCUUCUUGGCCGGGGAGCGCUGCGACGUGGAGACGCUGGAAUGGGCCAAGAGAAGCUUCGGGACGCCUGUGCUGGAUCACUGGUGGCAGACGGAGACGGGCUCUCCCAUCACAUCCACGUGCAUCGGCCUGGGCAACUCACUGACGCCCCCCGCAGGCCAGGCCGGUAAACCCGUGCCAGGCUACGACGUGACGGUGAUCGACAACCACAUGCGACAGGUGAAGCCGGGAACUCUGGGAAACAUUGUGGUAAGGUUACCUUUGCCCCCCGGUGCCGCUUCCUCCCUGUGGCAGAACUCGGAUCUGUUCAAGCGGCUCUACUUCACUAAAUUCCCGGGUUACUACGACACCAUGGAUGCCGGCUUCGUGGACCCGGAGGGCUUCCUGUACAUCAUGUCGCGCUCUGAUGAUGUCAUCAAUGUGGCUGGACAUAGGCUGUCCACAGGAGCUUUGGAGGAGUCGGUUUUGCAGCACCCGGCAGUGGCCGACUGCGCCGUGGUGGGCCUGGAGGACCCGCUGAAGGGCCACGUACCCCUUGCUUUGUGCGUGCUCAAAAGCGGCGUGCGGCAGUGCCAAGAGGAGGUCGCGCGCGAGACGGUGAAGCUGGUCCGGGACACGGUGGGACCCGUGGCCGCCUUCCGGAAGGUUCUUUUCGUCCGCGGGCUACCCAAGACGCGAUCCGGGAAGAUCCCGCGCUCCUCAUUGGGAAAUCUGGUCAACGGCAAGCCGUACAAGAUCUCGCCCACCAUCGAGGACCCCGAAGUGUUUGAGGAGAUCGAGAAAGCGCUGAGGUCGCACGUCGCCUGAACUCAGCGCGGCCAACGAGGCGAGUCGAGAUACCUUUCACAUUUUGAAAACCGGCUGGAUGGGGGGCACCCCUGAAGACUUGAAAGAGCGACACUGAAGACCCAUCUGAAAAAGGAGGAAGGAAGAGAUGAGAUGUAAAAAAAAAAAAAACCCUGCAAAAAGAACUCAAUUUUUUAAACGUGAAGAAAGUUCUAAUAAUCAUAUGAAGUUCAAAUUAAGCGUAUAAUACAUUUAAAAGAAGCCAGUGAUCAUGAAAACAAAAUGUCCGUCCACUCACAGGAGUUCAUCCUUGUAUUAUUCUUUUAUUUUUUUGCUCAACACUUACUUUGAGGUUUUUCACCGACGUACA